GUUUUAAAUUUUGGCACGCCUUAGUCGCCUCUCCAUUGAUUCGAUCAAAGUUCUGUACAAAGCAAACCAAUUUAGGAUCCUUGAGCCAAGGUUUGAUCUAAUGGUUAAAGCCUUCAAGGGUUUAGAAUUGGAUCAAAUUGUUCUUAACAAAAUUUAGAUAUUUUUAGAAUUGGGAACAAAUUGUUCUCAAAUUUCAACAAAAGCAAGCAAAAGGCUGAAACACGAGAGGGAAAGAGGAAAACCCAGAAGAGAAUGAGUUUCCUGGCGGGGAGAUUAGCAAGCACAGAAGGUUCUUACUUCUUACAAGAAUCCAAAAAUGCCACUGGACGUCUCGCCCAGAAGAUUAAGCAAAACAAUAAGCUUCCUUCUUCCUCAUCCAAUUCUUCUUCUUUGAUUGUUGGCGAGGAAGCUCAAGCAGACGUUCUCCCUGAGGUUCUGAGACAUUCGUUGCCUUUGAAGCUUUUCGAACAACCCUCUUCCUCUGAAUCUUCUCUCUACACCGCUUCUAAAUGGGCUCUUCGUGCCGAUCCCAGUAAGGCGUCUUCUGUCUCUGCCGAUGCCCUCAACCCUCUUCGCGCUUACGUUUCCCUCCCUCAGGUCACCUUUGGCCCCAAAAGAUGGGAGUUGCCUAACACAGAACACUCCAAUUUAGCCUCGACAGCCAAUAGGUUACGUCAUGACGGGUAUACACAUGUUAGCCCUGAGAAGUUGAAGGCUGCAGCUGAAGGGCUCUCACGAAUUGGAAAGGCUUUUUUCGUUGCCACUGUACUUGUCUUUGGUGGUUCCACCUUAACAUUUGCACUGAUAGCCUCCAAGCUAGAGCUGCAUAAUGGUGAUGACAUCAAAACCAAAGGCAAAGACAUCCUCCAGCCCAAAUUUGAGGUGGUUAAGGAGCAAUUGAGGCCAUUCAAAGUUUGGGCCGAAAAUGUGUCAAAGAAAUGGCAUGUCAAAAGAGAGGAAGAAAUCAAAGAGAAGCCUAUAAUUAAAGAGCUUUCUAGGAGAUUAGGUCCAAGGACAUCCAGCUGAUUCAUGCAUAAAUUUCCCAUUUUGUUUAACCAUCCGUAUAUCACUUCUCAUGGCUAUAUUUUGUAGGUUUUCGUAGGGAAUAUUUGUAAAAUAUGUCAAUAAAUUAUCAACUUGGUUCUUAUCCUUGGCAUGUAUAUGUGGAUUUGUGUCUGUAUUUCUAUAUAUAUAUAUAUAUAUAUUUAUUUAUUUAUUUA
Messenger RNA from Macadamia integrifolia, 1220 nucleotides. RefSeq lists its product as uncharacterized. The transcript is spliced from 5 exons. NCBI's taxonomy places the organism in Eukaryota, Viridiplantae, Streptophyta, Magnoliopsida, Proteales, Proteaceae. The record is from RefSeq and is a predicted model, not a curated record. Bases 253 to 1026 code for a protein of 257 amino acids.